Molecule: messenger RNA, 369 nt
Organism: Juglans microcarpa x Juglans regia
Lineage: Eukaryota; Viridiplantae; Streptophyta; Magnoliopsida; Fagales; Juglandaceae
Exons: 1
Coding region: 1-369 (122 amino acids)
Source: RefSeq, a predicted model, not a curated record
AUGGCGAAAUUUUCAAUUUUGGUGAAUGGUAGCCCAGUUGGUUUAUUCAACAUUUCCCGAAGCCUAAGACAAGGAAAUCCGUUAUCCCCACUCCUCUUCGUUAUUGUCAUGGAGGCAAUUAGCAGAAUGAUCUCAGCUUUGGUUAUUAAUGGCUUCAUGACUGGAUUCUUGGUUGGUUACCCCAAUAGGUGUACUCUUAACAUUUCUCACUUCUUGUUUGCAGAUAACACACUAACAUUUUGUGAGGCAAACCAAAACCAGAUUCGGGCAAUGAGGGAACUUCUACUAUGUUUUGAAGCAGCAUCAUGUUUGAAAGUGAAAUUUGACAAAUCAGAGUUGGUGCCAGUUGGCAAUGUUCGUAACAUCUAG